Porites evermanni is the source of this 1177-nucleotide messenger RNA. The record is from the annotation of a GenBank genome assembly. NCBI's taxonomy places the organism in Eukaryota, Metazoa, Cnidaria, Anthozoa, Scleractinia, Poritidae.
AUGCUUGGAGUUUCCUCUGCUGAAUCAUUGUUAAACACUGUUUGGCUGAACAACACCAUUCAUUUUGGAAUGCGUGGUUGUCUAGAGCAUAGGGAUUUGUGCUGGGGAGAUUUAAAGCUCUGUAUAAAAGACGCACAAGGUAACGAAUAUCUAGUUUACAAUGAAAGACAGACAAAAACAAGGUCUGGAGUAGACGCCUCAAACGUUCGAAAAGUUUCCCCGAAAAAGCUUUCAACUGGUGAUGAACGAGAUCCUGUGGUGGCGUAACCUGAGAUCAGGCUCUAUUUUCAUUUCGCUUUGAAAAUUACAUUCCGGCGGGCAUGGCGAAACGAAAAGAAAGCCCAAUUUUAGCCGUUAAAGAGAAUGUAUGAGAACCGCGUACAAAAUUUACCGUGAAAAGCGACCGGAAAACAUGAUGGCUGACGAGGCGCCAUUCUACUUGGAAAUAAACCACACGAAAACAGACGGCUCCAAAACACACUGGUUCAAGUCGGCACCUAUGGGUGUAAAUAAAUUAAACACUUUGAUGAAAACAAUGGCUUCAAAAGCAAACAUCAACAACGAGCGACUCACCAACCAUCAGGGGCACCCAACGAGAAUAUAGUUCAAAACCACUUAAACAUAGCAUUGUUAAACGUAUUUUAGUAUAAAAAAAGGUAGAUAUAGGCAUAUUUUUAUCCCCUAAAACUUUUUCAUCUGUUCGGAUUUCCUACCUGAAAGUGUAGUGAUCCGAAAAUUAUAGAGAUCAAAACUUUCCUUUUCGAAAAUUUCAGCCUGGCAAAAAACUCCCGAAAAUUCUAGGUGAUAUUUUUAGGGUAAAAAUCCGUUAAAAAUGGGCAGUUAUACCAUUUUUUAGAUGUUCGAAAAUCCUAGGAGAGGCAGGCAAGCAAGAAAUUUCAAAACAAAUGUUCCGAAAAUUCUAGAUCUCAAAUCGUCUUCCGAACAGGUAUUUUCCGAAAAUUAAUGUUGGGUGCCCCUGAACCAUAGUGCUCGUAAACACAUGAUUCAAAAACUUAAUGACAGUGAAAUUCCGCCAACGCAUAUAAUGCAGUUAAAUGGGCACAAAAACGUGCAAAGCAUAACAAACUAUAGUAGCUUGAGCCUAAAUCAACAAAAAAAACAUAUCGGGUAUCUUAAGCCGAGCAUCGUCGCAAACACAAGUAACUACUGCAACUAA